AUGUCAUUCUCCUUCACAUCUUGUCUGAAGCCUAUCACGACACUCGCCACAAAACCGCUUCAAAAACUGCCCCGAUCACGUAUAUCUCAAUCGAUCGCCACUCAAGUCACCACAUGCAAACAAUUUCAUACUAAUUCUUCCGAAUGUAUUCAAAAAACCUCAUCAACACUAGACCGACAUCCAAGAGCACGUCUAUUACCAGUUUACGAACCACCGCCACCUUUUCCAGCUCCUGAAGAUGUAACAGCAUUGAUGUCAUUCCGAGAUCCGCCAGUCAGCGUACCACCGCUAGAACAUCCAUUACUUGGCUAUAUCACCGGUCUUUUGAUGCGUAAAGGAAAACGAACAAUUGCUCAAAAACAUUGUGUAAUCUUAUUAUCGCAUCUUCGAUUGAUUACCAAUCAAGAACCACUACCACUUCUUACUAAGGCUGUGGAACUUGCAAGUCCAAUGGUUUUAACACGUACUGAACAGAAAAGGAUCAAGGUCACUACUGUUCCUGUCGCUCUACAGGAACGUCAGAGACUUAGGAAAGGGAUUCUUUGGAUGGUCAAACAGAGUGAAAGGAGACCGGGAAAAAGAUUUGGUGAACGAUUGGCAAUGGAGGUGAUCGCUGUGCUAAACGGGACAUCUGAAGUAUUAAAGCUCAAAGCAGAACAGCAUCGACUAGCGUUUGUGAACCGAGCAAAUUUGAGAACCCGAGUCACUCGAGCGUAA
This is a messenger RNA of Melampsora larici-populina 98AG31, 717 nucleotides long. RefSeq lists its product as uncharacterized. Gene Ontology annotation, biological process: translation; ribosomal small subunit assembly. Gene Ontology annotation, cellular component: ribosome. Bases 1 to 717 code for a protein of 238 amino acids. Gene Ontology annotation, molecular function: rRNA binding; structural constituent of ribosome; mRNA binding. The transcript is spliced from 3 exons. NCBI's taxonomy places the organism in Eukaryota, Fungi, Basidiomycota, Pucciniomycetes, Pucciniales, Melampsoraceae. The record is from RefSeq and is a predicted model, not a curated record.